AUGGAUCGCGGAGACAGCCCGAAACGUCGAAAGCUCGACGUCGAUAGAUAUUCCACUCCGCCAAUAUCGGACGGAUUACAACCCUCUCUGAAGCCACCCAUAUUUUCUAAGCACCAAAGAUUUCGAGACACGGGUUCAAGUGGUCACUCACGGUCGUCUACGCCUCGUGGGAAUCGCAAUGCUUCUACGCCCCAUCAAACCGAACCUGAUGGAGCUGAACCAUAUAUCGCGGACGAGGAAACCAAUGCUCUGGACAGAGACUGGUAUGCCGGGGACGAGUUUGGUCACACUUUUGGGGACGAGACCCACAACCCUUUUGGGAGCGCAGAUAACACAUGGGCGGAUCAGCAGAAAGAGGCUGCUCUGGCAGACAAAAAACUCAACAAGCGGGUGACAGCAAAAGCAGCCCAGAAGCAAAAAGAUGUGGACGCCUGGGAAACGAAUCGAAUGCUGACCUCCGGCGUGGCCCAGCGACGAGAUCAUGCGGUGGACUUCGAGGACGAUGACGAUGGAACAAGGAUACAUCUGCUGGUACAUGACUUGAAACCACCAUUUUUAGAUGGCAGGACGAUCUUCACCAAACAGCUCGAACCAGUACCAGCGGUUCUGGACCCUCAAAGUGACAUGGCAGUGUUCAGUCGCAAAGGCAGCAAGGUAGUCAAGGAGAAGAGACAACAAAAGGAACGCCAGAAGCAGGCUCAGCAGGCUACGAACAUGGCUGGAACAGCUCUCGGUAACUUGAUGGGCGUGAAAGAAGAUGAGGGCGACAGUGCUGCCGCAGCUCCAGGAGAAGAGUCGCGCAAAGGAGGCAGCAAAUUUGCCGAGCAUCUCAAGAAGAAUGCAGGGGCAAGCGACUUCAGCAAAAGCAAGACCCUACGAGAGCAAAGGGAGUAUCUACCAGCUUUCGCUGUGAGAGAAGAACUCAUGCGCGUCAUUAGGGACAAUCAAGUGGUGAUUGUCGUAGGUCAGACCGGAUCGGGGAAGACCACUCAGCUUACCCAAUUCCUUUAUGAAGAAGGGUAUUCGAAGUUCGGCAUGAUUGGAUGUACACAACCACGAAGGGUUGCUGCCAUGAGUGUUGCCAAGAGAGUGAGCGAGGAAAUGGAGGUGGAGCUGGGAGGCGUAGUUGGCUAUGCUAUCAGGUUUGAGGAUUGCACGAGCGACAGAACAGCUAUCAAGUAUAUGACAGAUGGUGUGCUUUUGAGGGAAUCUCUUGUACAACAGGACCUAGACAGAUACUCGUGUAUCAUCAUGGAUGAAGCGCAUGAACGUGCUCUGAAUACAGAUGUCCUCAUGGGUCUUAUCAAGAAAGUGCUUGCUCGCCGCAGAGACCUCAAGUUGAUUGUUACGUCUGCCACGAUGAACUCGGAUCGCUUUUCUCGAUUCUAUGGCGGAGCUCCGGAAUUCAUCAUUCCCGGUCGUACAUUUCCCGUUGACAUCCAAUACUCACGCUCACCGUGCGAAGAUUAUGUGGACAGCGCUGUCAAGCAAGUGCUGGCAAUUCAUGUGUCGCAACCGGCUGGGGAUAUUCUGGUCUUCAUGACAGGACAAGAAGACAUCGAAGUCACCUGUGAGCUAGUAGAAGAGCGCCUUCGACUCCUCAAUGAUCCACCGAAACUCCUCAUCCUUCCCAUUUACAGCCAGAUGCCUGCCGACCUGCAGGCAAAGAUCUUUGACAAGGCUCCUCCUGGUGUCCGCAAAGUCAUCGUUGCCACCAACAUUGCCGAAACAUCGCUCACGGUGGAUGGUAUCAUGUAUGUCGUCGACGCCGGCUUCUCCAAGCUGAAGGUAUACAACCCCCGUAUGGGCAUGGACACCCUCCAGAUCACGCCAAUCUCUCAAGCCAACGCCUCGCAAAGAGCCGGCCGGGCAGGCCGCACCGGCCCCGGAAAAGCCUACCACCUUUAUACAGAGCAAGCCUUCAAGAACGAAUUCUACAUCCAAACCAUUCCCGAGAUCCAACGCACAAACCUCUCCAACACAGUCCUGCUCCUCAAGUCCCUCGGUGUGCGCGACCUCCUCGACUUCUCCUUCAUGGACCCUCCCCCCCAAGACACCAUCACAACCUCGCUAUUCGACCUCUGGGCCCUAGGCGCGCUCUCCAACCUCGGCGACCUCACCCCGCUAGGCCGACGCAUGACCGCCUUCCCCAUGGACCCGUCUCUCGCCAAACUCCUCAUCACCUCCUCCGGCCCCGCAGGCUCCGAGUUCGCGUGUUCCGAAGAAAUGCUCACGAUCGUCUCCAUGCUCUCCGUCCCCUCCGUCUUCUACCGGCCCAAAGAACGCGUGGAGGAGAGCGAUGCCGCGCGCGAGAAAUUCUUCGUCCCGGAAUCCGACCACCUCACCUUGCUGCACGUGUACACGCAAUGGCGCAGCAACGGCUACUCCGACGCCUGGUGCGUGCGGCAUUUCUUGCACGCCAAAUCCCUGCGUCGCGCCAAGGAGAUCCGCGAGCAGCUGCACGACAUCAUGGUGCUGCAGAAAAUGGAGCUGGUGAGCUGCGGCACGGACUGGGAUGUUGUGAGGAAGUGCAUCUGUAGCGGCUACUAUCACCAGGCGGCCCGGGUGAAGGGCAUGGGCGAGUAUGUCAAUCUCCGCACGGCGGUGACGGUGCAGCUGCAUCCGACCAGUGCCCUGUACGGCGCCGGCGUGCUGCCGGAGUACGUGGUCUAUCACGAACUCGUCCUGACCAGCCGCGAGUACAUGUCUACGGUCACGAGCGUGGAUCCGCACUGGCUCGCAGAUAUGGGCGCCGUCUUCUACUCGCUCCGAUCCAAAACCUACUCGCACCGCGACCGACGCAUCACCGAGAUGGAGUUCAACCGCAAGAUGGAGAUCGAGUCCCAGAUGCAGGCGGAUCGCGUCGAGGAGGAGGAGAGGAAACGCGCCGACGACGAGAGGGCGGCGCUCCUGCUCGGGGGCAAGAAGAUGCCUGCGCUGGGCAAGGGAAACAGGGCCGUGGUGGUCAAGAGAAUGGGUUCGAAUGGCGUGGUCAAGAAACCGGGUGGCGCCGCUAUGGGGGCCAGGAGGAGGGUGGGUGGGUUUUAA
This is a messenger RNA of Endocarpon pusillum Z07020, 3048 nucleotides long. Its product is annotated as Pre-mRNA-splicing factor ATP-dependent RNA helicase prp16. The record is from RefSeq and is a predicted model, not a curated record. Gene Ontology annotation, molecular function: ATP binding; ATP hydrolysis activity; RNA binding. Bases 1 to 3048 code for a protein of 1015 amino acids. Gene Ontology annotation, biological process: mRNA splicing, via spliceosome. Gene Ontology annotation, cellular component: spliceosomal complex; intracellular anatomical structure. Lineage: Eukaryota; Fungi; Ascomycota; Eurotiomycetes; Verrucariales; Verrucariaceae. The transcript is spliced from 3 exons.